This is a messenger RNA of Vitis vinifera (wine grape), 1500 nucleotides long. RefSeq names its product phosphoglycerate mutase-like protein AT74. Gene Ontology annotation, molecular function: phosphatase activity. Bases 141 to 1160 code for a protein of 339 amino acids. NCBI's taxonomy places the organism in Eukaryota, Viridiplantae, Streptophyta, Magnoliopsida, Vitales, Vitaceae. The record is from RefSeq and is a predicted model, not a curated record. The transcript has 5 exons.
AGGACCAUACUUCCUUAGCAGCCUAACCCAAGCCACACAGCAGCAAAUGACCAAGUCUAUCGGUCAUGGCCACCCAUUAAGAUGACUAGACUUUCCCUCUUUCUUUCUUUGUUUCUCCUUUACUAUCUUCUUUCCAAGCAAUGGCCACAUUUUAUCUUACACUUAAUCCAGCCUCGUUUCUUGCAGUUUCUAGCCAGAAAAGGUUGAGUUCAAACUCCAUCCAAUGCUGCCAGGACACCAAUGGACAGCCAAGACCUAGAGUGACCCAUGAACCUUCAGAUAACUGGUUGACCAGUUUCCCAGAAAAGAAUCCUAUUAUUAGUUCACCUACUGUCCUGCCUCCACGGCCUCGCCGGAUAAUUCUGGUUCGACAUGGACAGAGUGAAGGAAAUGUUGAUGAAAGUGUCUAUACACAGGUCCCUGAUCCAAAGAUUAAACUCACAGAAAAAGGAAUGGCUCAAGCUGAGGAAUGUGGAAAGAAUAUAAGGAAGAUGAUAGAGAAAGAUGGUGUGGAUGAUUGGAAAGUUUACUUCUAUGUGUCACCAUAUAGGAGAACACUAGAAACAUUGAGGUGUUUGGCUCGAGCAUUUAAACGCCGAAGGAUUGCUGGCUGGAGAGAAGAGCCUCGUCUACGAGAGCAAGAUUUUGGGAAUUUUCAAGACAGAGAAAAGAUGCGGAUAGAAAAAGCUACUCGUGUUCUCUAUGGCCGCUUCUUUUACCGAUUUCCUAAUGGGGAAUCUGCAGCCGAUGUUUAUGAUAGAAUAACAGGAUUUAGAGAAACCCUGAGAGCAGAUAUUGACAUUGGCCGCUUUCAGCCACCUGGGGAAAGGAACCCAAACAUGAACUUAGUAAUUGUGUCACAUGGUCUUACAUUGCGGGUGUUCCUGAUGAGGUGGUACAAAUGGACCGUGGAGCAAUUUGAGGGACUUAAUAACCUGGGCAAUGGAGAUAUGAUUGUCAUGGAAAAAGGCUAUGGUGGAAGGUACAGCUUAUUAAUGCACCACACUGAAGAAGAGCUGAGAAACUUUGGACUAACAGAAGAAAUGCUGAUCGAUCAGGAAUGGCAAAAGAUUGCCAAACCAGGUGAACUGAAUUACGAUUGCUUGAUUACUGGACCAUCUUUCUUCACCCACUUUGAGGAUGAGGACAACGAAACCUAGGCAACAAUAUUUUCCUCUACCAUGUGUCAUCAUCAAAAGAAAGCGGGGAGCUGGAAACUGAAUUAGCAGACUUGAUCUGGCAUGAAUUAAAUAUGGCACUCAACAGGCAGGAUGGUUUCCUUUGGUCCACUCAUAAAAUUAGCAAACCAGUAAAGAACGCCAUCAACAGAAAGUAGUGUUUGAUGGCAGCAAAUGAGGAUGACUAAUUAGAUAAUCAGUUAAAUUCUCAUCUUCAUAUGAAAGUAGAUAUAUAACAUGGGUUUCCCAGGAAAUACAUAACAUUUUCUUUUCCAAUUCUGGGUGUCUGAUAAGAGGAGUUUUAAAGAUUUGAUUCAGAUGA